Molecule: messenger RNA, 2974 nt
Organism: Cryphonectria parasitica EP155
Lineage: Eukaryota; Fungi; Ascomycota; Sordariomycetes; Diaporthales; Cryphonectriaceae
Exons: 2
Coding region: 577-2454 (625 amino acids)
Biological process (GO): intracellular signal transduction; protein phosphorylation
Molecular function (GO): ATP binding; protein serine/threonine kinase activity
Source: RefSeq, a predicted model, not a curated record
GUCCCCUGGUCAGCAGGGCCCCAUUUUCCCCAAUCAUUUGAUUCUCGCUCUUCGACUGCAUCUGACUCUUUUUUCUUCCACCGUACUCUUGUUCUCAGCUCACAUUACCACGCCGCCAGGUGGCCUUCCUUGGUUUCACUUGCAUUUGCGAUCACUCCAAAGUCCUUGUAUAUUUGGCCUUAAGUUGUCAGCUCCCUCUGGUUCCAUUCUUUAUUUUCAUUUAAAAGUUCCGUCUGCCAUACCACACAACUUCCUUUUCAACCCGCGACCAGCAUAACCCCACCCAGCUUACUCGACUGUCCUGGGAGGCAGCCGACCACGACCAAGAGGCUGGCCUUAGGACCACUUUGGAAGACCUGGUGUGUCAUAAACAACAAUCUUGUUCUGGAAGUUUAUCCGUCUGGGUGCUCUUGUCUCUGCUGGCGUGUUGUGCCGUGUGUUUCUUGUCGUCCCGUCCCGCGCCUGCGCCUACGCUUUACCCGCCGUGACUCGUCGUCCAACACUUGGCCACCCUGAUUCAUUAUUUCUGUGCUGCCCCAGCACUUGUGGCCAGGUUUCCCUGGCCGCCUCUCCGCGAUGAAAGCCUCUGCCGUGGGUGGGCUCGAUGCCGGGCCGCCUUCAGAGGUGACGACCGUGGAGAGCACUGAGCCGUGUUCCCAAAGCGAGAUCGAUGCCCGUAUGAAGAGCUUCUGGGAAGAGAGGCAGAUGCACGAAGCCGCUGCGGCGGCCCACUCAGCCGUCCAUCUGGAUGACCUCGUUGUUCCCGAAGAUAAGGACAUCCGCAUUCUGGUUCGACCUCUCACACGUGCGCGCUCCGUCAGUCCUGGCAACCUCGACAACUGCGAAUGGCUGCAGCUCACGGCCGAAGUUGCUGAGCCCAACCAGCCCGAACAAAAGGUUCUCGCCGUGACCCAGACCGAGCGCACCGUCAAGUUCUCCGUCCGCAUGCCCGGAGAGAGCCUCGAGAACAGACCUCCGCUGUGGUGCGAGCUGUACUUUGACCCAAGCUCCGAAGACCUGAUUUUUUACAACAGCUCAGAGCUGCCCUUGACUUUGUCGAGGGUGUCACAGCAGCCGGUGCAGAGUCCCGGUCUGGACCACGUUGUCGACCCCCACCGAAUCCAGCAGCUCGGGCCUGGAACCUGGAGGAUCAAGGUCAUUGACAUCAACGUCAUCGACUUCAGGAUUGUUGAGAAGCGCCCUGCCGUACGCAGGCUUCUGUCCGAUGCAUCAUCAUCCUCUGCAUCCCCUAGCGACAAUCUCAACCUCUCUGGCAAAAGAGGACUCGACACUGGGGGCAGUAUCACGAGCCCCGACAAGAGACUUCGUGCUGAAGACUCUGCAGCCCGUAGCGAGGACGGAGUGGUGAUGUUUAUGAGGCCAGGCAACACCGCAGACUCAUUAGUCGUGCCGUUCCCAUCCGAGGACAAGGGAAAGGAGAUCAUGAGCACCAAGGGCAACCCCCUUAUCGAGCUGGAGGACGGCGCUACCGUCGAAAUCCCAGGCGGCGAGGUCUACACCAUCAAGAAGGUGGACCUAAUCGCGUCCACGAGCCUCAGCGCUGUUGCCAGGGCUGAGUUCUCCAAAGUGCCCGACAGCAUCAUCACGGUCAAGGUGCUCAAGACAAGUCUCAGAGCCAACGUUCCGGCACCCCGACCACAUGACGAAGCACGAAACGUGAUGCGACAAUCCGAAACCUGGCUGCGUGAGUUCCUGAACCACGAGCAGCUGAACCACAAAUCGAUCCCGCGGUUGUUUGGGGGCGACGCUCGGUACCUGUCCUUGUACAUGGAACAUAUCGAGGCCAAGGACCUCACAACGCGUGGGCUAUGGCAGAACGCCCAGACCACAAUGUUUAUGGGACGUCGGUCUGAUGCGGAGCGGAUCCUCCGUGACAUAAGCAGUGCCCUGGAUUACCUGCACGGCCAGAACCUCACACACAACGACAUCAAACCAGGUAAUAUCAUGUACAACCCACAGCGAGGCGCGGUGCUCUGUGACUUCGGUAUGAGCUUCGACAAGAGCGCAAACCAGCACGGCAUCGGUGGCACGCCUUACUACAUCGGACCCGAGUUCAUCGGGCACAGGAUGCGCGGCGUAACGGGAGAUGUGUGGGCCCUGGGCGUCACGAUGCUCUACGUUCUCGGCAAAAUCGGGUUCCCCGAGGCAAGGGCUCUCAAGAACCAUCCCCGCCACCUCUACUGGCAGAUCCGAGAUGUCAACACGUCGAGUCAGCCGCAACGGGGCUUCGAUGGGCAAACAGCGGGGCAAACAGCCGUUCAGAAGAUGAGGAUCUGGCUCGAUGAUGUCGGCGAGGCGAAGAAGCGGUUGAAUUUGAAGGACAAGGUGGAGCGGCUGGUCGCAGAAAUGCUGACCUUGAAGCCCACCCAGCGCAUCACGAUGCGCAAGGUCGUGGAGGGUAUGGCCAAGGUCCCCGUACGAAGCGAGGGAUGAAACAAAGACGACGGAGAAAUAAUGACGAUGAUGACAUGAAGCGAUUUACACGGGAUCAUGCGGACGGCCUGAUCAAGAAGGAUGAUCACGUCGGUAGAGAAUGGCAUGGCUCGCUCGAUUUUCCUUGCAUACAUACGGUCCUUGUCAGCGGUAACUCGGCUUCCGUGAACGCGGCGGAUAGACCAAAAUUUUGGUGCUUUGCUAUACCCAGGCGUGAAUACGGUUCUCUGAUUCCAAAGAAAGGAAAGAAGAAAAAAAAAUUUGUACCCCCAUUGCAGCCCUGUCGUGGCAAGAGGUUUUUUCGAGAAGUUCGUCCUUAUCAUCAUCGGAUGCAUUGCCCGAGACGCUCAGAAUUAUGUCGUCUCUGGACCUGACGCCGUCCUUAUUAAACAAAGGACUCUGUCAACGCAUAGAACACAUGUUCAGAAAGUGGUGUUGAGUGUAGCUAGUUGCUGCGAAGCAGACCACCACAAUAGGUCGAGGCUUCUAUGAUGCAAGAAUACAAAUCCAGACACAUAUC